Molecule: messenger RNA, 9809 nt
Organism: Penaeus vannamei (Pacific white shrimp)
Lineage: Eukaryota; Metazoa; Arthropoda; Malacostraca; Decapoda; Penaeidae
Source: RefSeq, a predicted model, not a curated record
CUUCGAACCUUAGCGAUCCAACGACCCAACGAAUAUUCCGAACGAAGUGCAUUUUGCUUUUUUAUAUGCCUGACUCUUUGACCGUCGGGCCUUCUGCAUCGUCGUCGUCAGGGAGCGAGGGCGGUGCGAGCGUAUCCUGCGUCAGUGUCUGAGCUCCGACUACGUAGCGAAGCGCCCUCGUGGCACGCCUGAGGGACGCCAUGAGACUCCCUUUCCUGGAGAAGACUGAUGGGAGCGCAAGCUUCCUACGGGCGGCGAGGGCGGGGAACUUGGAGAAAGUGUUGGAGUUCCUCAAGACCAAUACUGACAUCAACACCUGCAAUGCUAAUGGCCUUAAUGCCCUGCACCUCGCUAGCAAAGAGGGACAUGUUAGUGUUGUAACUGAGCUGCUGCAACGAGGUGCAAAUGUCGACGCAGCUACCAAGAAGGGCAACACAGCCCUCCAUAUCGCCUCCUUGGCUGGACAGGAGGAGAUUGUGAAAGUCCUUGUGCAGCACCAAGCAAUGGUGAACAUUCAGUCCCAAAAUGGCUUCACCCCUCUGUACAUGGCUGCACAAGAGAAUCAUGAUAAUGUUGUUCGCUUCUUACUGGCCAAUAAUGCCAAUCAGAGUUUGGCCACAGAGGAUGGCUUCACCCCCCUGGCAGUGGCUUUGCAACAGGGUCACGAUAAGGUUGUGGCAGUUCUUUUGGAGAAUGACACAAGAGGCAAGGUGCGUCUUCCUGCUCUACACAUUGCUGCCAAGAAGGAUGACACAAAGGCUGCAGCUCUUCUUCUUCAUACAGACCACAACCCUGAUGUAACCUCCAAGUCAGGAUUUACACCUCUUCAUAUUGCAGCCCAUUAUGGCAACGAAAAUAUUGCGAAUCUCCUCAUUCAGCGCGGAGCUGAUGUAAAUUAUGUUGCAAAGCACCAGAUUACACCCCUCCAUGUGGCAUCGAAAUGGGGUAAAGGAAAUAUGGUGUCACUGUUGAUAGACAAGGGAGCCAAUUAUGAGGCCAAGACUCGGGAUGGCCUCACACCCUUGCAUUGUGCUGCAAGAUCUGGUCAUGACACCGUUGUUGAUAUGUUGCUAGAGAAAGGUGCUCCAAUCACGAGCAAGACAAAGAAUGGGUUGGCUCCCCUCCACAUGGCGUCGCAAGGUGAUCACGUUGACGCAGCUCGUAUCCUCCUCUACCACAAAGCACCUGUUGAUGAUGUCACUGUAGAUUUCCUCACUGCUCUCCAUGUGGCUGCUCACUGUGGGCAUGUGCGAGUGGCAAAGCUGUUGCUGGACCGAAAGGCUGAUCCUAAUGCCCGAGCCCUUAAUGGCUUUACUCCACUCCACAUUGCUUGCAAGAAGAACCGCAUCAAGGUGGUUGAACUGCUUCUCAAGCAUGGUGCUAGCAUUGAGGCAACCACAGAGUCGGGUUUGACUCCACUUCAUGUAGCAUCUUUCAUGGGCUGCAUGAACAUUGUAAUCUACUUGAUUCAACAUGGAGCCUCUGCAGAUGUACCUACUGUUAGAGGAGAGACUCCUCUCCACCUUGCAGCAAGAGCUAACCAAACAGACAUCAUCCGCAUUCUGCUAAGAAAUGGUGCUCAGGUGGAUGCUAGAGCGCGGGAACAACAAACCGCUUUGCACAUCGCCUCCCGUCUGGGUAACAGUGACAUUGUUGUACUAUUACUCCAACAUGGAGCUGCUGUUGAUGCCACAACCAAGGACCAUUACACUGCCCUGCACAUUGCUGCCAAGGAGGGUCAGGAGGAGGUGGCUAGUGUACUCCUUGAGCAUGGUGCCUCCUUGACCUCCACCACAAAGAAAGGUUUCACACCUCUUCAUUUAGCAGCUAAAUAUGGUAAUAUGAAGGUAGCCCGCCUGUUGCUGCAAAAGGAUGCCCCUGUUGAUGCACAGGGCAAGAAUGGUGUUACACCUCUUCAUGUGGCAGCACAUUAUGACCACCAGAAUGUUGCCCUACUACUGCUGGAUAAGGGUGCAUCUCCCCACGCCACAGCUAAGAAUGGUUACACGCCUCUCCACAUUGCUGCUCGCAAAAACCAGAUGGAUAUUGCAACAACGCUGCUUGAAUAUGGUGCAAGUGCCAAUGCUGAAUCUAAGGCUGGAUUCACACCUCUACAUCUUAGCUCCCAGGAGGGACAUACAGAUAUGGCAACACUCUUAAUCGAGCACAAUGCUGCACCAGGAGCUUGUGCAAAGAAUGGACUUACCCCAUUGCAUCUGUGCGCACAAGAAGAUCGUGUCAAUGUUGCCGCUAUUUUGGUGAAGCAUGGAGCCCAGAUUGAUCCAGCAACAAAGGCUGGUUAUACACCAUUGCAUGUUGCCUGUCACUUUGGGCAAAUGAACAUGGUGCGCUUCUUGCUACAGCAUGGUGCCAAGGUUGAGUCUUCAACACAACUUGGGUACACUCCUCUCCACCAAGCAGCUCAACAAGGCCACACUCAGAUUGUCAACUUGCUCCUCGAAAACAAGGCUGAACCGAACGCAGAAACAAAAGACGGCAAGACGGCUCUAAGCAUUGCACAACGUCUCGGCUACAUUUCUGUAGUCGAGACCUUGAAGAUUGUGACAGAAACGACCAUUACUACUACCACCACAACUGUCACAGAAGAAAAGUACAAGGUUGUUGUGCCAGAGACAAUGCACGAGACCUUUAUGAGUGAAUCAGAAGAUGAAGGAGGUGACGACAAUCUGGUCUCCUCCAUGUUUGGUAAGCAGCAGCACGUCACGCUCCCGUUCUAUGAAGGACAGUUACGCUACACCAGUGAUGAUACAAUGCUUGGGGACCAGUCAUACCGUUACCUGACAGCAGAUGAAAUGAAGUCUCUGGGUGAUGACUCUCUUCCUAUUGAUGUAACCAAGGAUGAGAAGAUGGAUGUGUCCUUCAUCAGCAACACAAUGGCAGCUCCUCCAGUGGCCCCUGUAGACCAGCUUAGCCCCCAGCACCAGAAGGAGCAGCAGUAUGCCCAGUACACCGGUCACUAUCCCUCAGACAAUGUGGACAUUGCUAAGACUCCUAUACUUGCCGGGCCGGAGUCUCUCAACACCACCCUCAACACAACCAUUGACUCUGCCAUGAUCGAGUCUCAGAUCAUCCCGACUCAGGUAGCAAAUCAGUUAUCUGCCCAAGUGAACCAGACUCAGGUGCAGCAGCCUGUAGGUCAGAGUGCCAAGGGUCAGGUCCCUGCAGACCAAGAUUCAGUACCUGAGAAGGCUGCAGAGAUUCUCAGUGGGUGGGAAGGAGUGAGCCUGAACAGCCUGGCGUCCUGUCUGUCAGCAGGGACCAACACCUCGGGCAUGUGGCGCGACAGAUUCUUGGUGAGCUUCAUGGUAGACGCCCGGGGUGGGGCCAUGCGUGGCUGCCGCCACUCGGGUGUCCGUGUGAUCAUUCCUCCACGCAAAGCUGCUAUGCCCAUGAGGAUCACUUGCCGCUAUCUGAAGAAGGAUAAACUCGUUCACGCACCACCACUCAUGGAAGGAGAAGCACUUGGUUCCAGAAUCCUUGAAAUGGGUCCUGCAGGUGCAAAAUUCUUAGGCCCUGUUAUUAUCGAGGUGCCACACUUUGCUUCCCUGCGUGGCAAGGAGCGUGAGAUUGUGAUCCUUCGCUCAGAUAAUGGAGAGACCUGGCGUGAACAUACACUGGAGGCCACUGAGGAAGCUGUGCAGGAGGUCUUAAACGAGAGCUUCGAUGGUGAAGAAUUGAAGCAACUAGAGGACCUCAAUACAAACCGCAUCACACGCAUCCUCACAACUGACUUCCCACAGUACUUUGCAAUUGUUACACGCAUCCGACAAGAGGUCCAUGCCAUCGGACCUGAGGGAGGAAUGGUGUCAUCAACAGUUGUACCACAGGUCCAGGCAGUGUUCCCCCAGGGAGCCCUCACCAAGAAGAUCAAAGUGGGACUCCAGGCUCAGCCAAUUCCAACCGACUUGGUGGCUAAGCUUCUGGGCAACCGCGUUGCUGUGUCUCCAAUUGUCACGGUGGAACCACGUAGACGCAAGUUCCACAAGCCCAUCACCCUGACCAUCCCAGUCCCACAAGCUUCCAGUAAGGGCAUGAUCAAUCAGUACUCAGGCGAGGCACCCACCCUACGUCUUCUCUGCUCCAUCACUGGCGGAACAACCCGCGCUCAGUGGGAGGACGUGACGGGCUCAACACCUCUCACUUUUGUCAACGAUUGCGUCAGCUUCACCACCACUGUCUCCGCCCGAUUUUGGCUCAUGGAUUGUAGUAACAUACCUGAGGCGACCAAAAUGGCCACCGAGCUAUAUAGGGAAGCCAUCCAUGUACCAUUUAUGGCUAAGUUUGUAGUCUUUAGCAAGAGACAUCAGUUGGAGGAGGCAAGAGUGCGGGUGUUCUGUAUGACGGAUGACAGAGAGGACAAGACUCUCGAGCAGCAGGAGCUCUUUGUUGAGGUUGCUAAAUCACGAGAUGUAGAAGUGUUGGAGGGUAAGCCUCAGUACCUUGAAUUUGCUGGCAACUUAGUUCCAGUCACUAAAUCAGGGGACCAGCUUGCAUUCAACUUCUACGCCUUCCGUGAAAAUCGCCUUCCAUUUACCGUACGUGUGAAGGAUCAACAUGCAGAUCCCAUCGGAAGGGUGGCCUUCAUGCGACAGCCCAAGGAUGGGCGCUGGAAGAAGGCCUCGCUAAUGAGCUUGCUAAAACCCCCUGUGUUUCAGGUUGGGCGUGGUGACCCCCCUCAGACCCCCAUCUGUAACCUGAACAUUGCCCUGCCUGACAACAUCCAGCCUGAGCCUGCGCCCUCAGAACCUGACCUCCUCGCCCUGGAGAAGAAAUACUCCUUCCUCUCCAUUAGCAAAGCUGACACCAUCCACAAAGCUGACCUACGUCUCACAGACAUCUCUAACAUGCUUGGAACUGACUGGGUUGGCCUAGCCCGGGAAUUGGAGAUUAGUGACUCUGAUAUUAACAUCAUCAAAUCUCAGUACCCAGAUAAUGCCCCGAAACAAGCAAUUGUCAUGCUCAGACUGUGGAUGCAGACAUCGGGGAAUAAGGCAAAUGGUAACACUCUGGAGAAGGGACUGCGUAAGAUUGGCCGUGAUGACAUUGUGAACCAGUGCAUAUUUAACGUUGAACUGGUCACAGAUGACAUUGAAAGAGCAAUGGCCAAAGCUCAUCUAGACCAGUCUGGCUUCGACGCUUUCCGCUAUGAGCUAGGACCAUCAAGAGACACCACACUGAAUCGAGAUGUCUCCCUUGAUGUUUCAUAUGAUGAGCAAGAUAUGAUGAAAGAAGCGGAAAGUGCUGAAGAAGAGGAAGAAAACCAAAGAAGUUACCAGGACAAGACUCGUCGAGAGCAGCACACAGCCGACAUGUCCCCAACCUACGAGAGUGAGGAGAAGAAAUAUGCUGGGGAAGAGAAGAUUGUCACUGAGGAAAAGAUAACAAAGGAGGAAAUGAAAGAUGGAUCUGCUGUUACUGUAACAACCACCACUACUUCUGUGGUUGCAGAGCCUGUUACUGAGUCCAAGAAGGAAGCUAAGGAUAAGACAAUAAUCACUGAAAAGGUGGUUCCGGAAGACCAGAAGGCUCCUCCAGCAAAGGAGGCAGAAAAAGUGGAAGAUAAAGUGCCUAAACCUGAAAAGAAGGAAGAAAAGCCAAUUGUCUUGGACAAGGCAGAGGAGAAGGUGGUGGAAAAGGUUGAGGAAGUAGUGGUGGAGCAGAAAGUGGAGGAGAAGCCUGUAGUUAAGGUUGUAGAAAAGUCUGCUGAAGUUGGUGAGAAGGCUAAGGAUGCAUCAGAAAAGUUAGAGGAGAAGGCCCCAGAAGUCCCCCCUGCCUCACUGGAUGAGGCUCAGAAGGCUGGGACAACGACCGCGACAGAAGUCAUCACGGGCCCAGAUGGUACUACCACUUCCUCCACCACGACCACAACUGAAAGAAGAUCAUUCACCACUGCAGAUGAUGGCACUGUUAAAGAACAUAUUGUUAUUGAGAAGAAAACCACCUCCUUUGUUGAUGGAAUGGAGAAGGGUGAAGACAAGUCAGAGAUCCUUCUAAAACUUGGGGAGGAGCUAGGCAGACUGGAUGAGCAGUUGGAGGAGAGAUUCAAGGAGAAGAGAAAAGCAGUUGAACCUGAAGUGGCACAAGAAGAGGUGAGAGAGACUACAGUUGUGGCAAAGCGUCGUGAGGGUCAGGCCGAACCCACCUCACAGGUUGUAGUGGAACAUAGCCACCAGCCAACCAAUCUCUCUGCCACCAUCACCAGUACUACCACAACUACAAGCAUCACUCCCACCCCAGAUGGGUUCACUCAGGCGUCUGUCGAGUCUAGGCAGAUGUCCUCUACAGGAGGCACCACUGAAGUGAGCACGAAGGGCACAGCCAUCACUACUACACAACCUGUGAUUGGUGAUGAAACUGUGAUGCAGAUGGGACAAGCUCCUAGUAUGUUUGGUAAACGCCCAGGAAUAGAGUCCUUCUUCUACAAAGGUUUUUUCCUUCCACAAGGGACCCAUGAGGCAACCCAGAUUGCUGAGCAUCAGACGACCACUGUCUCACAGGAACAAGCCUCCUCCGGACUCCCCACUCCGGGCACCAAGGCAGGCUCAGCACACGGCAAGAGUAAGCUAACAGAGGCAGAUCUGGCCGUGCUGGAAAGUAUGGUGAUAGCCCAGGAGGCAGAGGUGGAAGAAAUGGCUUUCGCCCACGAUCAAGCAGAAGCUCAAGCUAAGGCACAAGAAGAGCAGUUACGUAAGAAAGGACAACAGCAGAAACCAAAGGUUAAAGGUCAGAAGAAGCAGGAUCAAGCAAAAGGUCAGUUACAACAAGGUAAAGUUGAAGAACAAGCACUGCUCGAUAAAGCACAAGCUCAGAUCCAUCAAGAGAAAAUCAAAGGCCAACUUAAAGACAAGAAAAGUGCACAACCAGAGGUCAAGAAUGAGACACAAUCAAAAGCAGGUCAAGUUCAACAAAGUCAAGAGGGUCAAAAACUUCCAAGUAAUGUUGAAAGCCUGAUUCAGCCAACACAAACACAGCAGGUUCAGCUAGGAGGCCUGGCACAAUCAACACAAGGACAAGUUGAGAGCCUGAUUCAGCCAACACAAUUCCAAAGUCAGGCACAACAAGUCCAAGUAGAAAGCCUGAUUCAGCCAACACAAGUCAAAGGUCAGGCCCAACAAGUCCAAGUAGAAAGCCUGAUUCAGCCAACACAAGUCAAAGGUCAGGCUCAACAAGUCCAAGUAGGAAGCCUGAUUCAGCCAACACAAGUCAAAGGUCAGGCUCAACAAGUCCAAGUAGGAAGCCUGAUUCAGCCAACACAAGUCAAAGGUCAGGCAGAAAUUCAAUUCGAAAACCUGUCACAGCCACCAUUAAUGAAAAGCCAGGCCCAAAGUCAGGCAGAAACAAAAGAUCAAAUGCAGCAAGGUCAGGUAGAAUACAUCUUACAACAAACGUCAGGAUUAGUUCAACAGCCUCAAACUGGAGAGGCAAUACAAGGACAGGUUGGACUAACCCAGCAACUGAGAGUAAAUGGCCACCAACAACAAAUUCAGACACAAGUUCAGAGAGAAGGCCAGAGUCCACAAGAUAAAGUACAAGCUCUGAUACAGAGCCAAGGUCAAGUACAGACAUUAAAACAGCAAGAGACACCAAGUAAACAGAUACAACCUGAAACAACAACUAAGAUUCAGCAGUCGACCACCAGAGUCGUGUCUCCAGGGAAAGGCCAUGCCCCCACUUUGGCCUCUGCGGCUACACCCGCUGGCCAAACGAAACAACAGCAAUUUGGUGACUUGACAAAACGUGUAGCAGAUGUGGCCUCUACAAUGGCCUCAACCCUGGAGAGCAUAACAGCCGUAGCAGAAGGCCUGGAGGGUAGUCAUCUGUCCAGCGAUGAAGGAGAGGAACAACUGAUGCUAAUGAGGGAUUCCCCUCGAUGGGAAGAUGAAGAAAUUCAAGCUGAAGAAACAGAUGAACCAAGAGCCAUCAAGGCUGAAAUCAAACUACUAGUUAAAACUACUGAAGUAGGAAAAGAGUCAAUUGAGAUAAGAAGCAUUCGUGAGUUUGUAGAAUCUGAUGAAAAGAAUCUGUCUGGAUUUGGAGGUAUUGUACCAUCACCAGUUCCAGAGGCAGGGCGUGUAACUCCCCAGGGUGACCGGGUGUAUACUCUACAAAGAGGCAGCCCCAGUGCACGUACCCCCAGCCCCAGGUUUGUUCGUCAGCAACAGUCAUCCCCUGUGUCAUCGUACAUUCAACCUACGCACGACGAGUUUGAUCUCAUGGCUCAAGUGCGAGACGUUGUGCAGCCGGACAGUGGAGCGGGGGCGCGGCAGGCGCCAGGUGUAGGAGUCGAUGAGAUGAGCAGUGUGAUGGAGAGUUACACCAGUGAUGGUAGUGACCCCAUAACCACCACCCAUACCACCAGGAUCAUCAGGAGGACGGAAGUCGAAGACGGGGAAGUGAAGGAAGACGUCUAUGAAGAAUACUGAAGAGGAAGACAUCCGCAAGAGUUGAUUAAGGAGGGCUUUGAGAAGGAGGCGACUUAACGAGUGUGAAUUCCUCUCAGUCCUCCUUAUGCGCCAUCUGCCUUCCUGCCUACCCUUAAAACUGCCAUCACUCCACCACCAACACUACUCCACUGUCAACGCCACGACCUGUAUUGUCUUUCCGGGUCCUCCAACAUAUCCAUAAUAAGGAUUUUAUUGUGAGGCCUUAAGUUAUCCUCACAUACAUGUCCAUUGAUCCGCUCUUCAGUCCCAGUUGUAAUAGAUGGCUUUACCCUACACAUAUAGUCCACCUAACUUACAUUUUGUUUCUGAUAUCUGGAGAACACUAUCCUCUAGUACCAAUAGGGAAUUUUUGAAGAAAAGGUCAGUGGUUCAACUGUAGUUUAUGACAUGUCGGUUGUCAGAGGAUCUAGUCAGGACCGAUAACGCUCGAGAGAAAUUAAAGAUUUUUUUAAUGUUAUGAGUGAGAAAUUUUAAUGUUUGUGACCUUUUAUUGUAAUAACAUGAUCAAGUAGUGUUGUCAGCUAAAAUGUCCUUUAUUCAUUUAUGAGUUACAUCAUAUAAUUUCAUUGAAAGCCAUUUUUGAAAGAUGUCCACGAAUGAUCACACAUUUGUAAAGGUGCACACACCCUAUUUGAGCUGUCAAGGUGUUUUUAGGUUAAGUGCCGUUCUCCCUGUGACGUGGCGUUUUCAUCCUAGUAUGACACUGAUUAAUAUUGUUAAGAAUACUUAUUGCCGAAGACAUGUCAUGUAUUAUAACUAAACCUGUAGCCACGGGACGAGACAUAGGAGGUUUCAAUAGCAGCUAUGUAAUCAUUUUACUAUUUCGGCUCUUAGAUUGGUAGAGUGUUACUAUUGUGGCUUAUGAAACAUCCAGUUAUGGGCAUGUUGAAUGUAAGAUAGCUAUAAUAUUUCCACAUAAGAUUCGUGUAACACACCCACAAAACUAUAUCUCAUUUGUAAACAACUUGUGGCGAGAUUGAUUACUGCGAGCCUGGGAUGGGGUCUAAAUAUGGCUUAAAUAGGAAAGUAAACUGUAUAGUUACCUAGCAUAAAGGUCAAAAUCGCAGCUUUCGUCAUACUUGUUACCCUCAUGGUCAUAAGUGGAUGAAAAAAAAUAUGAUAAUGCCUUAGCACCUAUUCCUAGAUACUCUCUGGCCAUCAGUUGUUAUUAUCUUUCAUUCUUUUGAGUUGGUCUUGACUUAGGCUGGACCAAGUGACAGGGAAGAGGCCUGCCCUGUGUUAGUAUCUCAAAGGCCUGUUCCCAGUCCUCCGGGUUUAAUUCAAGACUUGGUAGCUCCGAAUAUUGUGGUCACUUAUCAAGUUUUCAAUAAAUGCUUAAUGUGA